Trichoderma virens Gv29-8 is the source of this 708-nucleotide messenger RNA. RefSeq names its product carbohydrate esterase family 5 protein. The record is from RefSeq and is a predicted model, not a curated record. Gene Ontology annotation, molecular function: hydrolase activity. The transcript is spliced from 3 exons. NCBI's taxonomy places the organism in Eukaryota, Fungi, Ascomycota, Sordariomycetes, Hypocreales, Hypocreaceae. The coding region runs from base 1 to 708 and encodes 235 amino acids.
AUGCCGUCGAUUAAGAAUGCCCUUACAUUCUUGUUGGGCCAGGCUCUUCUCGCCACGGCUAGCCCAAUGGAUCUGGAGAAACGUCAAUGUCCCGGAAUCCACGUCUUUGGCGCUCGUGAAACCACAGCACCUCCAGGAUAUGGUUCUUCCGCUACAGUUGUGAACUUGAUUGUCAAUGCCCACCCCGGGACAACAUCCGAGGCCAUCAACUACCCAGCUUGCGGUGGUCAGAGUCAAUGCGGUGGUGUCAGCUAUGCCAACUCUGUGGUGGCUGGUAUCAAUGCCGUUGUCCAAGCAGUAAACAACUUCCAUAACCGAUGCCCCAACACUAAGCUUGUGUUGGUUGGAUACUCACAGGGUGGCCAAAUCAUGGAUGAUGCCCUAUGUGGAGGAGGUGACCCUGCUGAAGGUUACCCUAACACUGCUGUUCCUCUCUCUGCGGCAUCAGUAAGCGCCAUUCGGGCCGCCAUCUUUAUGGGCGACCCUCGUUAUGUCCGCGGACUGGCGUACAAUGUUGGAUCUUGCGCUGCUCAGGGUUUUGCUCCCCGCCCUGUUGGCUUCGUCUGCCCCAGUGGAUCAAAGAUCAAGUCCUACUGCGAUGCCUCAGACCCAUACUGCUGCAAUGGAAACAACGCCAACACUCACCAGAGCUAUGGACAGGUGUACGGCCAGCAAGCUCUUUCUUUCGUCAACAGCCGUCUCGCGUAA